Drechmeria coniospora is the source of this 1611-nucleotide messenger RNA. Its product is annotated as cytochrome P450 61. Lineage: Eukaryota; Fungi; Ascomycota; Sordariomycetes; Hypocreales; Ophiocordycipitaceae. Bases 1 to 1611 code for a protein of 536 amino acids. Gene Ontology annotation, biological process: sterol metabolic process. Gene Ontology annotation, molecular function: oxidoreductase activity, acting on paired donors, with incorporation or reduction of molecular oxygen; heme binding; monooxygenase activity. The transcript is spliced from 5 exons. The record is from RefSeq and is a predicted model, not a curated record.
AUGGACGCUACCAACAGUUCGUCGACCUUUUUCGCCUCGCCCCUCGCUCAUGCCAAAUAUGGCGGCCUCGCGGUGCCUCCUCAGCUCGACUACAUUUUCGGUGCCAUCGUCUCGGCGAGCCCUUGGACCCUUCUCCUGACGGCAUUCUUGAUGUGCGUCGUCUAUGAUCAGAUUAGUUACAUCUCGAGCAAAGGUUCCAUCAAAGGCCCGUCAUGGAAGAUGCCCUUUAUCGGUCCAUUCUUGCAGUCGAUGGACCCCAAGUUUGAGGAGUAUUACGCCAAAUGGGCCAGCGGCCCCCUGAGCUGUGUUUCGGUCUUCCACAAGUUCGUCGUCAUCGCCUCGACUCGAGACAUGGCCCGGAAGGUGCUCAAUUCCCCGGCGUACGUGAAGCCUUGCGUCGUCGACGUCGCUCACAAGCUGCUCGGCCACGAUAACUGGGUCUUCCUCGACGGCAAGGCUCACGUCGACUUCCGCAAAGGACUCAACGGCCUCUUCACCCGCAAGGCUCUCGAGUGCUACCUGCCUGGCCAGGAGGAGGUGUACAAACGCUACUUCAAGAAGUUCGUCGACGUUACCAAGGAAAACGGCGGCAAGCCCGUGCCGUUCAUGCCCGAAUUCCGCGAGCUCAUGUGCGCCGUCUCGUGCCGCACCUUUGUCGGUCACUACAUAUCCGAGGAAGCCGUCAAGAAGAUUGCCGACGACUACUACCUCAUCACCGCCGCCCUCGAGCUUGUCAACUUCCCCAUCAUCAUCCCCUUCACCAAGACGUGGUAUGGCAAGAAGGCGGCCGACAUGGUUCUCGCCGAGUUCGCCAAGUGCGCCGCCAAAAGCAAGGUUCGCAUGGCCGCCGGCGGGGAUGUCACUUGCAUCAUGGACGGCUGGGUCCUUCAGAUGAUCAACUCGGAACGUUGGCGAGACGCGCAGGCCAAGGACGAGCAAGCCGAGAAGGUGGAGAAGCCGUCGCCACUGCUACGCAUGUUUAGCGACUAUGAGAUUUCUCAAACCGUCUUCACCUUCCUCUUCGCCUCCCAGGAUGCCACCAGCAGCGCUGCCACCUGGCUGUUCCAGACGGCCGCCCAGCGACCUGACGUUCUCGACCGCGUCCGAGAGGAGAACCUCAAAGUCCGCAACGGUGACAUUCACGCCGAACUGAACAUGGACCAACUGGAAUCUCUCACGUACACGCGCGCCGUCGUGCGCGAACUUCUUCGCUACCGUCCUCCUGUUCUGAUGGUGCCCUACAUGGUCAAGAAGGCGUUUCCCAUCACCGACUCGUACACGGUCCCCAAGGGUUCCAUGCUGAUCCCGACGACGUACAUGGCGCUCCACGACCCCGACGUGUACGAGAAGCCGGACGAGUUUGACCCCGAUCGCUACUACAUUGGCGACGCCGAAGUGAAGGGUGCGAAGAACUACUUGGUGUUUGGAACCGGCCCUCACUACUGCCUGGGACAGGUGUAUGCCCAGCUGAACCUGGCCCUGUUCCUCGGCAAGGCGUCUGUGCAGCUAAACUGGACCCAUCACCCUACGCCUCUUUCGGAGGAAAUUAAGGUGUUUGCCACCAUCUUUCCCAAGGAUGACUGUCCACUCACUUUUGAGGAGCGCAAGUGA